Molecule: messenger RNA, 5205 nt
Organism: Closterium sp. NIES-65
Lineage: Eukaryota; Viridiplantae; Streptophyta; Zygnematophyceae; Desmidiales; Closteriaceae
Source: the annotation of a GenBank genome assembly
AUGAUGGUCGUGAAGCCUGCCACGUCAUCAGAGCCUGCCACGUCAGCACUGCCUGCCACACCAGAAGUGCCUGCCACGUUGACAGUACAUGCCACGUCAGCAACGCAGACUGAGGAGGCGGCAAGAGCAGGUGCACGGCGAGCAGCAAGCGUGCAUUCGGACCAGGAGUGGGCGGCAGAUGAGGUGCGGAUGGCAAGCCGGGCGGCAAGUGAGAUACGGACGGCAAGUGAGAUACGGGCGGCAAGUGAGAUACGGGCGCCAAGUGAGAUACAGGCGCCAAGUGAGGUGCAAGCGUUGUCAUUUGCGCCAAUAGCAGGAACGCACAUGCAUGAGGCGGCAAGAGAGGAGACUGUGAAGGGAACGCAGUCGAGAGGUGGGAGGGGAGGGAGAGCGCGAGGUAAGGGGGUGACGCAGAGGGUUUUGGGGGAAGGACGAGAGGGGGGUGGAGGUGGAGGGAGGAGAGGGGCGGAAGGGCAGAGAGAGGGAGGGGGCGAGGGGUGGAGAGAGGGAGGGGGAAAGCAGCAGAGGGCGGAAGAGGGCGAGGGAGGGGGCGGGGGAGAGGAGUUGUGGGCGGCGGAAGCAGCGGAAGCGGAAGAGGAGGCAUUAGAAACAGAGGCCGAGGAGGAGGAAGAGGAGUACUCAGAGGAAGAAGAGGAGGAAGAGGAGGAAGUUCGGGAGGAGGAGAGAGGGGAGGAGAUAGAGGAGGACGAGGCAUUGUUGGAGUUUGCUCGGCAGAUCUGCAGCCUGUCCGUGCAGCAGGUGGGUGGGUCUGCCAAGAGGGGAGCAGGUUACCCUUUCACUGCGCCAUCGCCAUCCCAAGCAGCCUCUGGGCGGCAGGGUGAGGGGCAGCGGCAGAUCUGCACCCUGUCCGUGCAGCAGGGGGGGUCGACCAGGAGCUACCCGCAGGUGCAGCAGCAGGUGGGUGGGUCUGCCAAGAGUUCUCCUUUUAUGGCGACCCAGGCUGAUGGGGAUCGGGAGACGAGUGGGAGGGGGGUGGGAGCAGCCGGGGGUGGGGGGGAGAAGAGGGGGAGGGGAGGGAGGACAGGUGGAGGUGUGGGGAAGAAGGCGAGGGGAGGGAGAGAGGGUGAGGGCGAUGAUUGGCUGUUGGAGGAGAUUGAAGGGCUGCUGGGAGGGCGAGAGGGGGGGGGGAGGCGGGCGAGAGAGAAGGGGGGAACAGGGGGAGAAAGGGGAGAGAAAGGGGCAAGAAAGGCAGGGGUGCGAGGGAUAGAGGGCGGAGAAGUAGCAGGAGGAGAAAGGAAGGGGGAUAAGGGGCGGAGGGAGGUUAGUGAGCUAAGCGAGGAGAUUGAGGGGAGGGGAGUGAAAGGAGGAAGAGGUGGUGGAAGGGGUAGCAGGGGGAGGGGAAGAGGGCGGAGUGGGGGGGAGGCAGGAGUUGGGGCAGAGGUGGAGGGUGGGGGAGAGAUGGGGGCUCAACAAUCAAGAGGAGGGAGGGGCAGAGGUAGAGGAAGGGGGAGGGCGACAACUUUUGGUGGUGAGGGAGAGGGAGGAGAGAGAGGGGAGGGUGGCAGAGAGGAGGGGCAAGAGGGCGGAAGGGGUAGGGGACGGGGGCGGGGAAGAGGGGGGAGAGGAACUGAGGGGAAGGGAGGGGGGAUGGAAGGGGCAAGGGGUAGGGGCAGGGGGAAGGGAGGGGGUGGGGAAGGCUUGGAGGGGGGUAAAGGAGGUAGAGGGGUUGUGGGUGUAGGGAAAAAAGGGGAGAAUAUGGGUGUAGGGAAAAAAGGGGAGAAUAUGGGUGUAGGGAAAAAAGGGGAGAAUAUGGGUGUAGGCCGCCAGCGUCUGACUGCUGCUGCUGCUGCUGCGGAAGGAAGGGAAAGACGGGAAGGAGGGGAAAGGGGGGAAGGAGGGGAGGGGGGAGAAGGGGAAGAAGGGGGAGAAGGAGGGAGAGGAGGGGAAGGAGGGAGAGGAGGGGAAGGAGGGGAAGGAGAAUUGGAAGCAGUGGUGGUGGGAGGGUUUCAGUUGCCCCAGGCAGUGGUUACGGCUGGUUAUGGUGAUGGUGGUGGUGGUGAUGAGUGGAUGGGGGGUUGGGGUGAGGAUGAAGAGGGAAGAGAGUGGGGAGGAAUCGUGGCUAUGAGUGAUGCUGAUGUGGCAUUGCCGCAUGCUGAUAUGUCAUUGCCUCGUGCUGACGUGGCACAGCUGCGAGAGCUGCAGAAGCUUGCAGAGGCUCGGAGGCAGCUGGAACGGCAGCUGGGAGUUAUUGGAAGCUUCCUCCCACCUUCCUCCAGAAAGGUGGCAUCAGCAAUUGCGCCUCCUCCUGCUGCUGCUGAGUUGACAGCACAAGCAUGUAUGGCGGUUGGGGGGGAGAAGCAAUUGCAAGGAGCGGCAGAUGGUACAGGGGCAGUAGUGGGGGCAGAGGUGGGGGUAGAGGAGGGGGCAGAGGAGACAGCAGAGGAGGAGGCAGGGGAGAGAGAAGCAUUGACAGCUCCACCUGAACUAGCUUUAGUAAUCUCGGGAGAAACGUUGGUGGUAACCGCAGCAGAAGAUUCGAUGGUAACCCCAGUGGUAGCAGGGGCGACAGCACUGGAAGCACCGCCACCAGCAGCGCCAGAGGGAGCACUGCCUGAACAAGCUAUGGUAACAUCAGGAGAAGCGAUGGUGGUAACCGCAGCUGAAGGGUCUGUGAUAACUCCUGGAAAAGUUUUGGUAACGGCAGGGAUGACAGCACCAGUGGAAGUGCAGUUACCAGCAGCGCCAGAGGGAGCACUGCCUGAGCAAGCUAUGGUAGUAUCAGGAGAAGCGCUCGUGGUAACCCGUGCUGCAGACGAUACGGUGAUAACCCCAGUAGCAGGAACAGCAGCACCAGUGGAAGCACAGCCACGAGCAGUGCCAAUGGGAGUAGCGCCUGAACAGCUGCCUGAACAAGCUAUGGUAAUAUCAGGAGAAGCGCUGGUGGUAACCGCUGCAGACGAUUCGGUGGUGACACCAGUGGUAGCAGGGGCGACAGCACUAGUGGAAGUGCCGGCAACGGCAGUGCCGGUGGGAGCACCACCUGAGCAAGCUCGUGCUCGUGCCAGCGAUAGUGCUAUGGUACUAUCAGGAGAAGCGCUCGUGGUAACCGCAGUAGCAGGGACAACAGCGCCGGUGGAAGUGCAGUUACCAGCAGCGCCAGUGGGAGUAGCGCCUGAGCAAGCUAUAAUACUAGCAGGAGAAGCGCUCGUGGUAACCGCAGGUGAAGGGUCAGUGGUGGUUCCAGCAGAAGAGUUGGUGGUAACCCCAGGAGAAGUGAUGGUGGUAACUCCAGCACAGGAAGGAGGCGCAGCGGCAGCAGCAGGAGCAGGGGAUGCUGUAUCAGUGCGGGGGGCGUUAGUGGCAACCCCAGGUGAAGGAUUGAUGGUAACCCCAGCAGCACUAGGGGCAGCAGUUGCAGAAGUGGGUGGGGAAGCCGCAUCAGGGGCGAUAGUGCCAGUCCCAGCUGAUGGGGUGGUGGUAACCCUAGUUGAAGGCUCAGUGGUAGUUCCAGAAGAAGACGUGGUGGUAACCCCAGGAGAAGGGGGAGCAGCUGCAGAAGUAGGUGGGGAAGCCGCAUCAGAGGGGAUACCACUGCUGCUGUGUGCACCACCUGGAGGAGAAGUUCCCAGUCAGGUGGAUGGUCAGGAGGCACCAGAUGUUCAGGAGAAAGGCCAGGAGAAAACAACAGAAGCUGGCCUGGGUGAACAGAGUGAUGGUGCAGCUGGAGGUUAUGGGACAGGUGGUUCUCAUAGUUCCGAGCCUACUUCCGAACCUCCUGCGGUCGCCGAACCUGCUACUGGUGAUGAAGCUCUGGCUGCGGCCACCGAACCUGCUGGCUUUCGUGCGGCAACUGCUUCAGAACCUCCUGCCGAUCCUUCCUUUCUCUCCUCUGCUGACGUGGCAGCAGUUAGAAUCGCUCUGCAGGCCAACCGUCGGUGCCAGCUGGCUCUUCACGAUUUGCUAGCGGCCGUGGAGGCUCGGGAGGGACAGGCUCGGGAGCUGCUUCGGCGCGUCAGAACCGUGGCUGGGUUCGAGACUCGGGCGAGGAAAGCUGCUAGAAGAGUGAUCGGAGGCUUGGGGGGAGGGGCAGGGUGGGGGAUAAGAGACGAAGCAGGAGCAGGAGAAGGAGCAGCAGCAGCAGGAGCAGCAGCAGUAGGAGCAGCAGGAGGGGGAGCAGGAGGAGCAGGAGGAGGAGGAGCAGGAGUAUGGGGUACGGCAGGGGGAGGGGGAGGCGAGGGGGGGGGUCGCAUCUACGGGGGGCAUGCAGCCGAGAUGCUUCUGGUGAACUGGGCCAAGCCGAGACAGAAGCGCGGGAGAAAACACAAGUACUCUUCUCUUGGAUUCGACCCGGAUCCCCAUGAUCGCAGCAACCUGGAAGCUUCCUCAAGGGAUAUGCCUGUGAAUGAGGACCAAGGGGUGUUUGAGCGGUUGAGAGGGGUGAUGCCGCUGGUGUUUCGCGGGAGGAAGUGGGGGAAGGGCGAGGUGGGUGCGUUGAGGGAGGGGGUGGAGCAGCAGGUGGUGCAGGGGAUGAUUGAGGAGGCCGUGAAAGAACGACCGGAAAUUACCCUGGAUAGUGAGGAGGCGGUGAGGGAACGACCGGAGAUCACUCUGGAUAGGUCUCUACUCCAGCGAACCAUAGCAGAGAUCAAAUCGCGCCAGCUCGCACCAGAGGCCAUGCAUGCUGCCGUGGCACGAGUUGAUUGGUCGACAGUAGCAGCUGCGUUUGUGAAUCCGGCCAAUAGGAGCCUUGGAAGGGGGGUGCACCUCAGGCGUACUGCACUCGAGUGCAAAUUGAGAAGAGGACAGACAGCUGGCGGCGGCAGUGAGGCGGCAUGGGGAGGUGAACUGGGCGGCGGUGGCGCUGGCUGUGGAAGGGCGGAGCGGCAGGGAGUGCUUGCAGCGGUGAGUGGGUGUGAGGAGGGGAAAUGUUAUGCUGGCAGCAUCAUCUGCGCCACGUCAGCAGAGCAGCGUGGACCCCCCGAGGAGAACGACAGGCUGCGAUUGGCUGUGGGAGUCUUCGGCACGCCCCAUUGGAGGAGAAUCGCAGCCCUGGUGCCGAACCGCACCGAGGUGCAGGUUCGGGAGCGCUGGUGCAACGUGCUCGACCCGAACCUGAGGUUCGGGCCGUGGUCUGGCGAGGAGGUUCGGCGGCUGGAGGAGGCUGUGGGGAGGUUCGGACGUGGGGAAUUGGACGAAACGUGGCUGUUGCUUGCUGGCCCAGAUAACGGACUGCCAGUGCAAGAG